GAGAGCUUUUGCUCAGCUUUCACACACAUAUACACACACGCACACACACACAAGGAGAAAACUCCCGUUUUGCCCGACUCAUUUAUUACAUCCCGACGAUCGUAAUAGAACGUCUCAGAUAGUCUGGCUCGCCCAGUCAGCGAACAUGGCUUCUAUCUGAAACGAAUCGGCAUCGUUUUACGAAAGUGUAAAAGCGACACUUGGGAUCGAUAUCGUUUUUGCUGUUGUGUCUACGUUGUGUGCAUUGCAUGACAUUUGUGUAGAAAAAGGAAGCGAGAUAAGAGUUGAACAACAGUGUAAUGGCUCGGCCUGUUUCCGUCUGUUUUACCUGUCUCGAUUGUUCCAGCCAGUGGUUUUCUGUGCCUAUUGUGUGUGUGUUGUGUAUUAAGUUGGUCUAAACUCCUCUCACCCCCAGUCGUUGCUUCCCCCCCUUGUGAAACAGGGGCUUUCCAACGCCUUCCAGCAUGAGUGCGAUGAAACACAACCAGCCCAGGCACAGUUCCAACUCUCUCAGCAGUCAGGCUAGUCUGACAUUGCAAGCCAGCAGCCAGCCUGGAGCAGGGAAAGGCAAAACCAGAAAAAGCAAAGAUCACUCUCCACCUUCACCACUGCUUCCAGAAGGAAACUCAGUCGCUCAGCAACAGCCAUGCUCACUGGCCAUUCCCAUCACCUCCUCAUUCUCAAAGCCGGCCAACAAGCAAGGAUUUCGUUUCUCCCUCAGACGAAUGCUCUACAACAGCCCGUUGGUCUCUCAACGCAGAGCCAGGAGUCUCUCUGGUGGAAACAACCUUUCCGGGAACCCUGCACCCAGCAGCAGCAGCACUGGGGGUUUGCGAAAAAGGCAGUCUCCCUGCACAUCCCGAUAUGGAUCUGAAAGCCCUUCAGAUACCUCCAGCACUUCUCAGUCAGAGCUCCGUGUUCCCAGCAGAUCUCUCAGGUGUCCUAUAUCUGAGAACUGGGAAUGUCCUCUCUGUUUGGCUGAAUGUUCCAGCGAAUUCUUUCCCGAGUUGCUGUGUUGCACGCAUCGGUCGUGCCUAGAUUGCUUGCAGCAGUACUUGCGAAUCGAGAUUUCCGAGUCACGUGUCAACAUCAAUUGCCCAGAAUGUUCCGAGCCCAUGCAUCCCAACGACAUUCGAUUGAUAUUGAAUAAUGAAACCCUUCUGGAAAAAUACGAGGAUUUCAUGCUUCGUAGAGUGUUGGCCGCCGAUCCGGAUUCGCGUUGGUGUCCGGCACCCGAUUGUAAUUUUGUCGUUCUGGCUACCGGUUGCGCCAGCUGCCCCAGGCUCUUGUGCCAGCGCCCUGGAUGCGGCUCUUCGUUUUGUUAUCAUUGCAAGGCUUUAUGGCAUCCCAACCAAACCUGUGAUGCUGCCCGAGCCCAGCGAUCUUCCAUUUAUGGCUCGUCGUCCAAUUUCAAAAAUACUCAACGUGACGACAUUAAACCGUGUCCCAGGUGCGCUGUCCUCAUAGCCAAGAUGGACGACGGUUCCUGCAACCACAUGACGUGCGCUCUGUGCGGCUCCGAGUUUUGCUGGCUCUGCAUGAAGGAGAUAAGUGAUUUGCAUUACCUCAGCCCGUCCGGCUGCACCUUUUGGGGCAAGAAACCCUGGUCGAGGAAGAAGAAGAUACUCUGGCAACUGGGCACGUUGGUCGGCGCUCCGGUUGGCAUCGCUCUCCUCGCCGGCAUCGCCGUUCCGGCCAUGAUCAUCGGCAUACCCAUCUGGGUUGGCCGGAAGCUCUACGCCCGCUUCAAAACCGUCGCCAAACACAAACGCAACCUCAUCAUCACCAGCGGCGUUGCGGCUUCGGUGCUGGUAGCGCCGGCCAUCGCCGGAGUGGCCGUCGGAGUCGGAGUGCCGAUUCUGCUGGCCUACAUUUACGGCGUCGUGCCCGUCUCUCUGUGCCAGAACGGCGUUUGCGGAGUCUCGGCCUCGCCGCUCGGAGUGCGCAUCGAUUUCGACGACGAGGACGAUGUCAUCGGCGUUGUAGGCAUCGGCGCCGCCGGCGUGGGAAGCGCCGGCGGGACGGGCGUCGGAAGCGGAAGCGGCGGCGACGCAGGCGGCGCUGGUGUCGGCGGCUGCCGAGGAAGCGAUGACCUUAUCGCGAUGGAUGGCAACGCCAACGAUAGCGGCAGCAUCGGCGGUCCAACCGCCUAUUAUUCCCGCGGCAGCGCCGCCGGCGUAGGCGGCGUCGGACAGAAUAAACGCAACACGGACGCCGUCUCGCUCGAUCACGCAACUAACCUUGGCCUCGUUGGAAACCCUUCCAUCGGCGAAGCCAGCGUGGCGUUGUCGGCUUCCGGAUCGGCAUCGCUGGGCAGCGCCAGUCAGCUGUUUGUCCGCGACAGAGACCGCGAAAGCGACCGUGAAGACUGCGAAUCGGCCAGCCAACUGGGAUUGGCCGGCAGCAUCGUCUCGAACGCUUCGGCCGCCCGCCGAUUGGAAGUCCAGGCGGAACUGGUGGCUAUGGCCGUCUGCUCGCCCAACAAGCGAUCCAGUUUCGCCUCUUCGGAAACGGCCUCGGCCACCAUCAGCCUCUCGGAGAGAUCCAACACUUUGUCGAUGGCCGACGACGGAGCCGCUUCUGUCGCCUCAACUCGAGCAUUGGCCGGCUCGCUUCUCAGCUACAAGAUGGGAGAUACAGGUUCCGUUCAUAGUUACCGCAUCCCGCACACCGGCCAAACAUCGGCGUCGGCGUCGGGAAGCGUCAAGUCUGGCUACGCUCCCGUUGAAAUUCACGCUUGCCUCAAUGAUGGCGAUGAUUUGCCUGUUGGCGGCGCUCGCUCCUCCAGUCCUGUUUCUAUUAUCUCACUGUCCGGCGAUGAGGUGACGCUGCCCGGUUUGGUCUCCCUGAGACGCUCUGCCCGUCGGGCCCGCUUCGGUGGCAAUAGCAUUCAAGCCAGCGGCGCGCUGGCCAGCGAUAACGAGGAUCACGGUCAGGUGCGAUUCGACGAUCAAGUCAGUUAUUUUGAUCGGACGACUGUUGCUUGUUCUCCGACCGCAAUCGACGCAUCCGAACGAACUGCAACGCGCUGAAUGAAUAACUCUUCGGGCCAUCCACUUCAAUUGACUCAGACAUUUAAAACUUAAGCGCGGAAAAAGAAAAUGAAUGUGUGUCCAGCCAGUUUAUACUAUUCUCCCUUUUUUUCAAUGGAAUUCAUUUUUGUUUUUGUUUUUCCAUGAAAACAAUUGGAAAGUGAAUUUUUCUUUUUUUUUUUUUUUUUUUCAUUCUAUGUUUACGCAGUAUUUUUUUUUUAUUAUUAUUUCCAAGAUAUAUAUUCUCCCGAUAUUGGUUUAUUGUGGAAGAUACUAGCUCUGGUUUACUGUGAUCGCUCGAUGUAGUACUUGAGAAAAAAAAAAAGGGGGAAUCAUUUGAAAUUUUUUUUUUUUUUUUUAUGUUUCUCUUCCUGUUUGAAGAUCGUCCUUUUUCCUCUUCGCCAUUUUCAACAUUUCAUUCUCCAUCUUUCCGAUGUAUCAAGAGCUUUCGUGCACUCCCUUUAACUUAGUUUUCGUAUUCGUAUAAACCUGUCAAUUUGAUUUUCAUUUGAGGGAGGUGUAGGAAUGGAUAUAUAAAUUUUUUGUUGUUUUUUUUUUUUUACUUACUUAGUAUCCCGGGACGCGAAACGGAUUGAUAUCAGUUUGUAUAUGAUUUAAACACGAAUUUUAUUCAUUUUUUUUUACGUAGCUUCUCUUCGAAGGACAUUAUUCCCUCCCAUAAGUUUCGUCCUUUCUUUCAACCUUAAGAAAUAGAUGACAUUUCUUUUGCUUUUGUUUUUCUCGGUUUUGUUUUGUCUAUAUGUUUUCUUUGUACAUCACCAGUUGAAUGGAUUGCCUUUUCCGUUUUCUUUUUUUUUUUAAUGGGUUCAUUUCGUCUGGAAUUUUAAAGUUGCCUAUUUUUAAACAAACAUCUUUUAAAAUCCCGGAGUGGAUGGACCCUACCUAUUUCUAGUUGGUUUUCGGACUAUUUUUUUUUUUUUUUCAAAGGCGAAUGAUAAAUACAAAUGAAACUGACUAUCA
Molecule: messenger RNA, 4013 nt
Organism: Daphnia carinata
Lineage: Eukaryota; Metazoa; Arthropoda; Branchiopoda; Diplostraca; Daphniidae
Product: E3 ubiquitin-protein ligase RNF19B-like
Exons: 8
Coding region: 465-3032 (855 amino acids)
Biological process (GO): positive regulation of proteasomal ubiquitin-dependent protein catabolic process; ubiquitin-dependent protein catabolic process; protein polyubiquitination
Cellular component (GO): cytoplasm; ubiquitin ligase complex
Molecular function (GO): ubiquitin conjugating enzyme binding; zinc ion binding; ubiquitin protein ligase activity
Source: RefSeq, a predicted model, not a curated record